This is a messenger RNA of Gastrolobium bilobum, 4819 nucleotides long. RefSeq lists its product as uncharacterized. The transcript is spliced from 4 exons. The record is from RefSeq and is a predicted model, not a curated record. Gene Ontology annotation, biological process: transcription by RNA polymerase I. Lineage: Eukaryota; Viridiplantae; Streptophyta; Magnoliopsida; Fabales; Fabaceae. Gene Ontology annotation, molecular function: RNA polymerase I core promoter sequence-specific DNA binding. Gene Ontology annotation, cellular component: fibrillar center. The coding region runs from base 222 to 2939 and encodes 905 amino acids.
UAUGGAUGAGUUUGCUUCGUUGUGUUGUUGAUGGGUUUCCCUUCGACGAAACCUCUUCGUGACUCGUUUGUGACCUGCAACCUGCGAAGACCAGCGACCUGCGACAGACGACAACUUCUGUAACUUCGUGAUUCCCCCUCUCUCACUGUUCUGUAACUUCUGUUCUAAGCUUUAUUUACCACAACAGUGUUUAAUCUUGGUUGGUGUUGGUACUAGUUGCAAUGGAAUUCUCAGAUGAAUGGAAGCCCUUCUUCCCGAUAGGUGCAUCCACUGUAUCCCCCCUUCUUCUAUCUGAUUCUGAAUCUGCUGAAAUGGGACUGGGUCCCCUCCUCUUUAACCCUGAUCCUCACUCACUCACCCUUCUCUUCUCUUCAACCUCUCUCUUGCCCCCUCUUCAUCUCCCUCCUCACCUCUUACCCUCUCGCUUCCUUCUUUCCUCUGACCCUUCUUCUGUUCUUCCCUCCACCGCUUCCUCCAUUGCCUCCCUUUUUACUUCCCACCAUGAAAAUGACACUGGUUCCUAUUUCCUCCACACUCGCAUCCACCUCCUCAAGUACCCCAAUUGCCCAAACGUCGUUGUUUUCUUCCCAACUGGUGUCAAUGAUGAGAAAGUUGGGUUUUUUAUGCUGCAUGUUAAGGAUUCCAAAUUGCAUAUUCAGCUUGACAGCAAUGGCGAUUUUUUUCAGGCUGCUAGUGGAUCCUCACACCGAAUCUUGAGGAUUUCACUGAACCCAGUUGCUGAUUUUGGUCUUGGAAUCUCUUGUUUGACAGAUAAUCCUUCCCCUGUUAUUGGGUAUUUGUUGGUUUCUACGCUCUAUUCUGUUCAUUGGUUUGCUGUGAAGCACAAUUUGAUUUUGGAGAGGCCCAAUGUGUUUUAUCUUGGUGGUAAAGUAUUCAAGACUUGCCCUGUUGUGCAUGCUUGUUGGAGUCCUCAUAUAUUGGAAGAAAGCCUGGUUCUGCUAGAAAGUGGUCAGUUAUUCUUGUUUGAUUUGGAGUCUCAUAGUUCAAGUGCGAGUUUCAAGGGGACUAGGUUGAGAGUUUCAUGGAAUGAUUUGGGUAUUUCUGAAAACAUGGCAUGGCUGAGUUGUGAAUUUAGUUGGCACCCAAGGAUUUUGAUUGUUGCACGAUCUGAUGCCAUUUUUUUAGUUGACGUGAGAUUAAAAGAAUGUAAUGUGAGUUGCCUAAUGAAAAUUGAGACAUUGCGUAUGUAUGCUCCAAAUGAAAAUGAGCAGUUUCUUGCCUUGUCAAGGGCUGGUCCUGAGAACUUCUUCUUUACUGUGGCUUCUAGCAGUCUUUUACUUCUAUGUGAUGUAAGAAAGCCUUUGAUGCCAGUAUUACAAUGGGUGCAUGGUAUUGACAAACCAUGCUACAUAACUGCAUUAAGCUUGUCUUUGUUGAGGUCCCACUCAAGGGAAAAUACUUUUAAGUUGGCUUCUGAAUCUGGAUUUUGCAUUUUAUUGGGAUCGUUUUGGAAUUCUGAGAUCAAUAUCUUCUGCUAUGGACAUUCAUUGCCAUUUCAAAAAGGAUCUAUUGCUUUGAAGCUUUCGAAGAUUAACACCACCUUUUGUGCUUGGGGGCUUCCAUUUGAGAUCAAUUUAUCUAGUUGCGAGUGUCAUUGUGGAAGUUGUCUCUUAAGGAAAGAGAUGUCAAAGGAUGCUCUUCCUGAGUGGAUUGAUUGGCAGCUAAAGAAAGAGAUAGUUUUGGGAUUUGGCAUUUUAAGCAAUGACCUUGCUGCCUUACUUUGUGAACCAAAUGAACAUGGUGGUUUUACUCUGGUAAGGCUAAUGUCCUCAGGAAAGUUUGAAUUGCAGAGAUAUCAUGCCUCUUGGGCUCCAGCUAGAAACUUAGCAGAUUGCCUCGAACAAGAAUUAUGUUUGGACCGACACUUUUUGUAUCCCAUGAGUGAUGAGAAAUACAAGUUUUCUAAAGUUUUUAAUUACUUAAAAUUCAAUUGUCUUUAUGCAUAUGCUAGUGGUAAUCUUACUCAAUUCCUAGUUACAAAACUAAAUGAUACCUGUAGAGAUGCUCAGGACAAGGAACCUUUUGGUACAGAAGUGCAUGAGUUAUUGUGUGAGAAAUUAAAUGCUUGUGGAUUUGGCCAAUCAAGAUCAUGUCCUGCAAUUACUGCAGUUUUUAAAGAUGUCAAGCUACCAGCAAGCUACCAUGAGGUUGCUUUAAGAAGAUUGUGGGCUGACUUGCCGUUGGAGCUAUUACAGUUGGCAUUUUUUAGUUAUUCUGAAUGUCGUGAAGUUGUUACAGACCCAGACCAAAAUAGUGUAGCUUUGCAAUUUUUAGCUGUUCCAAACCUUCCUCAAUUGCCUCCGUUCUUUUUAAGGAAAUCUUCACCUCACAGCAAUGAUUGCAUUGUAGGUCCAGUUAUUCCUUUUCCUGUUCUACUUGUGCUUAAUGAAUUUCAAAAUGGGUGCUCAGAUUUGGAAGGAGGUAAAUUUUCCAUCGAAGCAGAGCUUGACCUCAAAUACAAAGAAGUUAGGCGGGUGGCUGCUGAGAUUGCUGUUUCACCUGUUGGUUCUAUGCACUUUGAUGAUCAUGCAGUCUCACUUGCUGAUGAUGGAGAGGAAACAUGGGUUGGUUCUUCAAAACCAAAAUCUUUUUAUAGAUACCGUCCGGUUGCAUUCAGUUGCAGUGCCCCAGAUCUUGUACUGGGAAAUUCUGUUUGUAGUGAUGAAAUUUAUGAUACAUUUAUUUUUCAUAUUCCGGAGAAGAAGUCCAUUGAGCAGACUGAAUCUGUUGGGCAAGAGAUAUUUGAUGAUCUUUGCCCUAUUGAGUUGAGGUUUGAUGCUCCUGUGAAGAAGCUUGAACCCCAGGGUUUAAAGGUAUACGAUCUAUUGAAGAGACAGAUGUCUAAAUGGCAAAAAAGUUUUGAUUUGUAUAAGGAAUUCUGUACUCAAAAUAGGUCUGAAAAAGUAGUUAACGGGUGAUGCCUUCAUUAUUCAUCCUCGUCUUCUUAGAACACUGAUGAUAGAUGCAAAUGAAUUUUGUCCCCCACAAUAUGCUGCUUUUGGUUGAUCCUGGACACAAUACAAACAUUGUAAAUUUUUGUAAUGAAGCAAGUUUAAGGUAGAGGGAGGUGUUGUGCAGAUCGUGAAAGCACUAGCAAGCCAUCCAGCAGCAGUACAGAGCUAGAUAGAGGAUGAGUCACUUCAGUUGCUUUUUCAAAUGGAUGCCAAGGGAUCGUGGAUUAUUUUUUCUCGUUAUAAGGAAGGACUUGUUCCAUUGCACAAUAUAUAUACAACUUCAUAGACAUGCUAUGCAGGGUAUUCCACAUUUUGGACAUCUCUGUGGAGAUAUUUACAUCAGUAAGCAAGGUGUGAUUGGAGAGACUAUCUGUCCUAUAGGUGGGAUGGAACAUGUCCUUGCUCUUGUGGAAGCUGCAGAAACUACGGAUAUGUGGCCCUUAAUCUACUUGCAUGUGCUCUUCAUCAAUAUCCUUAAAAUCUUUAGGACAUGCAAACAUAUUGGAGCUACCGUCUGCUUGCUCUUUUCCUGCAUCUUAGAAUGUCAUUAUUUGACAUGCAAUCUCAUGGGGACAUGGAUGAUUUUUCUGUACAAAAAGAUUCGUCUAGUCACAUUUCAGAGAUGGAAAAUACUGAUAUUGCUGCUGAAAUUUCAAAUUGCAUUGUCUUGUCAAAUGCAGAUAUGGUUGAACAUGUCUUGUUGGAUUGGACAUUGUGGGUAACAGCCCCAGUUUGGAUUCAUUGAAAAUUUAGUGUUAUGCAUUGGUACAGAAAUCAUAAUCAUACAGUUUUGCGGCGAAUGAACCCUGUUCAACAUUUACUAGUGACUUUGCAAAGGGGUUUAAGUUGAAGUUCCCAUCCUAGAAAACCUGUGGUGCUUACAGGGAUUUACAUGCUGUUAAGAUAGCUAAAGAACUCUCUGCAGUGACAGAAGAGAUAACCUUGAAUGAUUGUGAUGAUACUUGCAGUUCCCAAAAUACAUUGUCUAGCUUGCCUCUGGAUCAGGAUCAGUCUGUCAAAACCUAUAUUAGUGUUGGAAGCUUUCCUCAAGGACAGGUAAGUACAGGUUCUGAUGAUAUGGCUGCGCCAGUGAACUAUAUGGCUCAUGAGAGAUCACAGAAUAAUAUUAUUGUAUCUGAGAUGGAGUCAACUAAAUCUGUGCGCGUAGAUAUAAAAACUAUAUUCAGAUGCAAAAUCUUCCUUAACUGCCACUCCUUUUGAUUCUUCCAUGUCUUCUGGGGAGAUUGAUCCAUCUUCAAAUGUGAAUAUAAAUGAUUCUGGACAUGGUGGUGGUGGUCCAUGUUCUGCAUGAGCUACUGCUAUGUUAGGUUACAUUGCAGAAGUCCUUUCUGUUUUGUGACAGAGCCAGUGAAAGCAUCACAGCUCAUAGAGAACAUAUUGGAAAGUUUUCCUCCAAGUUGAUGGUGAAACUAUGUUAGUUUUCCAGAGCCUGUGCCUUAGUAGAUUCAUAAACUUCCUUGAAAGGUGACUGUUGUGUGAUGAUGAUGAAGCUGAGAAAAAAUUGGAUAAGAUUCGCUGGUCCUCAAUGCCUUGUGCUGGAUGAUAGUGGAUCCUGUAUGCAUAGGUGCUAUUCCUUGGCCACUGAAGACACUAUCCUAAAAAGCAAGUGUAUUUUCACCUCCUUUACUUGGAUUAGAUUAUUGAUACGAAAUUACAUGAAUUGGGUUGGCCUUCAUGCGUUUUAAUUGAAGCUUGAUCCUCAAUGAGUGCAAAUAAUGGGUAAUUCGUGUUUUGAAGAUAACUAAAUGUAAUAUUAUUUUGUUAUUUUUAUAGAUUAUGGGUUUUUAAUGAUCCAAUUUAUAACAAUGCGAUUAAUAGGAUUU